AUGGUUCUUGCUUUGUUCCUUGGCAGGAGUUACUACAGAUGCACACAUCAGAAGUUAUACGAAUGCCAAGCCAAGAAGAUGGUGCAAAGACUUGAUCACAAUGCUAACAUAUUUGAGGUAACAUACAGAGGGAAACACACGUGCCAUAUGUCCUCCACAGCACCAUCGUCAGUUCCCCCAGAACAUAUUUUGCUCGACAUCACACAAAAUACUAACACCACUUCCUCUCAAUUGUCUCCGUCAGUCAAUCUCAGCCUCCAUCCCGCUAGUGGCGCCGCCGCCACCACUGGUGGCAGGGCCGGACCCUCCACCUCAAGAUACGGUGCUGAUUAUCCCGUCGUAGAUAUGGCUGAUGCUAUGUUCAACUCUGGUAGCAGCAGCGGCAACAACAGCAUGGAAUUUAUCUUCUCUCCCACGGAAGAUAAAAGUGAUGCAAAUUGA
Vigna umbellata (rice bean) is the source of this 441-nucleotide messenger RNA. The record is from RefSeq and is a predicted model, not a curated record. NCBI's taxonomy places the organism in Eukaryota, Viridiplantae, Streptophyta, Magnoliopsida, Fabales, Fabaceae.